This is a messenger RNA of Pistacia vera, 750 nucleotides long. RefSeq names its product kinesin-like protein KIN-14K. The record is from RefSeq and is a predicted model, not a curated record. Lineage: Eukaryota; Viridiplantae; Streptophyta; Magnoliopsida; Sapindales; Anacardiaceae. The transcript has 5 exons. The coding region runs from base 120 to 668 and encodes 182 amino acids. Gene Ontology annotation, molecular function: protein binding.
GUUCUGUUCAUGGUUGGUCCCCGAGUUGUAUCGAAACCAUUAUGAUAACUUCUGCUAUCUGCAUGCAAGGUUUUUAUAAUUGAGUUUCAAGUCUUGAUGCCCAUCUCUUGUGGAUCAUAAUGAGUUCGGUAUCCGCUCUCAGCACAAGAGAAAACAGAGAGCACAAUGGAUCCAGUUUAGCCGAUAACGGGGAGGUUUCUGAUACAAAAGCGAACGCUAGUCCUGAGGCUGAAGCCAACCAACGUGCACUAUUGGUGGAGUGGUUAAAUAGUAUUCUUCCACAUUUAAAUUUGCCAAUAAAAGCUUCAGAUGAAGAGCUGAAAGCAUGUUUGAUUGAUGGCACUCUUCUAUCUCAAAUUUUGAAGAGGCUUAGACUAGUUUCAUAUAAGGAGGUAGGCGAUUUCAAUCAUUCUUCAGUUUCAAGCUUAGAAAAUGUUAGAAGAUUUCUGGAAACUCUGGAUAAAUUAGGAAUUUCUGGAUUUGCAAUGUCAGACCUAGAGAAGGGUUGUAUGAAGCCUGUUAUAGGCUGUCUUUCAAAACUUAGAGCAGAAUUUUCCCCUACCAAAGAGAAUUUUUCGGUCAAUAGUACAAUAACAGAAUCUGGAAACAGUGAAAAGGAUGCAUCUUCUGGCGGCCCUCUUUCUCCAGUCUUUGGAGAAGAAAGGUGAAAAGUUUUGUCAGAGUCCCAAUUUCAAGGUGCUUCACGCAGUUCAGCAAUAUCAGGUAAUGCAAUUUCUUUGUGGAUUGUUU